This is a messenger RNA of Pelecanus crispus (Dalmatian pelican), 1311 nucleotides long. NCBI's taxonomy places the organism in Eukaryota, Metazoa, Chordata, Aves, Pelecaniformes, Pelecanidae. The record is from RefSeq and is a predicted model, not a curated record.
UGCAGCCGGCAGACGCUGCAGCGCGUGCCCCAGGCGCUGCCACCCACCGCCACCACGCUGGACCUCAGCCACAAUGCCCUCACCCAGCUCCAUGACUGCUGGCUGGCCGCCCUUCCGCACCUUGAGGCCCUCCACAUCAGCCACAACCAGAUUAAGGACCUUUCUCCGCAGGCUUUCCACAAUGCCUCCUACCUGCGGCACCUCGACCUGUCCUCCAACCACCUGCACGCCGUCAAGACACACUACUUUGAUGCACUGGUGAGCUUGGAGGAGCUUCUGCUCUACAACAACCGCAUUACACGAGUGGAUGAAAAUGCCUUUGCCAAAUUGAGCAGCCUGCGGAAAGUCUACCUGAGCUGGAACAACCUGACCACCUUCCCCUUCCGCUCAGUGCAAGGGCUGGGCAACUACAGCCUCCGCACACUGGACCUCUCCUCCAAUAGCCUGAGCAGCAUCCCCCACAACAACCCCGUCAGGUGCAGCUGCCCGCUCUACCUCAUGCUCCAGCGCUGGAAGCAGCGAGGUUUCAGCUCCGUGAAGGAUUUCUUUGAGGAACAUACCUGCAAGGUGUCCGACAAUGUGCCCCGGUCCCUGAUCAAGUUCCUCAAAUACAGUCACAUGUUUGAGAACUGCUCAGCGGGCCCCGAAGAUGUGCACCCUGUGCCCUUGCCUGUGAUAGUGGGCCAGACCCUCCUGCUUGCCUGCAACACCAGCCUGCCAGCUGUGGCCACACACUACAUGAUGAUCUCCCCUCACCACGAGCCCAUCAAACACCCAGGGAACAGCAAACCCUCCUUGGCGGGCAGCCUGAAGAUUGCAGUGGCCAAGCCCUGGCACUCGGGGGUCUAUGUGGGCUUGGCCAUCAACAGCCCCCACAAUUUCAGCAGGCUGUGCGAAGUCAACGUGACGGUCCACUACCCCAAGCCGGAUGGGGAGACCUUCAGCACUGGCCUCACAACCCUGCUGGGGUGCAUUGUGAGCCUGCUGCUCGUGCUCAUUUACUUGUACCUCACGCCCUGCCGCUGCCUGAGCUGCUGCAAAAAGCCGGCUCCUCUCAGCCCUCCGCAGGAGUGCAGUGCCCAGUCCUCCAUCCUCAGCGCCACUCCCCCCGCCACCGAUGGGCCAAACCGCAAAGUCAGCGCCAACAAGCACGUUGUCUUCCUUGAGCCCGUCAGGGAGACGCAGAAUGGCAAAAUCCGCCUGGCCCUCAGCGAGGACUUCCCCGACACCAAGCACCCCAAGGUCCUGCAGCUCAAGUCGGACUCUGAGUCCAUCAGCUCCGUCUUUUCGGACACCCCCAUCGUGUCGUAG